AAAAAAGACACAGAAACUGCUGUUUGUUGCCAAACCUACUCCUUCAACCUCAACAAGCACUCAAGGAGGAGGAGAUGUUGGGAAAAGUGUAUACUUACAGCCCCUUGCCCACACUGAACAAGUGGCAAAAGCUGAAGCUCUAUGGGCAUUGAACGUUGCAGAAACUGGUAUGUCAUACAAUUCAUGAGAUGGUGUUCCUAAACUAUUUAGAGCCAUGUUUUCAGGACAAGUGUCUGCAGGCUUUACCAUGAGCAAGUCCAAAAUCUCCUACUUAAUUUCUGAUGGGAUUGGACCUUUCUUAAGGAAAAAGCUAGUCGAUCAAAUUAAUUCCAGUAAAGUUCCAUAUACAAUUCAGUUUGAUGAAACAGGGACUUGCCAAGACAAAAAACAAUGUGACAUUCUUCUGAGAUUUUGGAAUGUUAAACAGGGACAAGUGUCAACUGUAUGUCUCAAAAGUCUACUGUUUGGACAUGCCCUAGCUGAUGUGGUAACUGAGGAAUUAUUAUAACACUAACUGAAAAUGGGUUUGAACUGAAUGUAGAACAGUUAGUUUCUCUUGGUUGUGAUGGCCCAAAUGUGAACAAGGCAAUAUGGAAAAACUCAAUGACUAUAAGGAGUUAGGGUUUGCAGAUUUAGUGCCAUUCAUUCCUUGUAACCUUCAUGUUGUCCACAACGCCUUCAAGAAAGGAAUCUAUGUGUAUGGUGAAGAUGCUGAACAACUGGCAGUGGACAUUUUUCAGUGAUUCAAGUCACACACAUGUCAGUGGGAGGGCUUCCAUGAAACCUUGGCAGAACUGGGGCUGGGUGAUGAAAUGUUUGUGCGACAUGUUCAGUGUCGGUGGAUAACACUCAUCCCUGCUCUGCAGAGAAUACUGCGCAACUGGAAAGCUGUCUGCAAGUAUUUCAUAACUGACCUCCUAGCUAUGAGCAAGGAGAAUCGUACAGAGUCUAACCUUCGAAAGAACUCCAGGUAUCAACGUAUUUGUAGUCAGCUUAAGGGCAAAUAAACACUUGCUGAGAUCCAUUUCUUGACAAACACAGGGCCUUUGUUUGAAUCUUUCCUGGAACUCUUCCAGAAGCAAGAGCCACUUAUCCAUCUAUUGUACUCUGAAUCAGCAGAUCUGCUGAAGACAAUCAUGCUCCGCUUCAUGAAGUAUGACUCUGUUGGAAAUUGUAAAGGCAGGCAGUUGCUGGCAGUGGAUGUUCGGAAAGCCGAGUUGUGUUCUGAUGUUGCUGACAUGGAGAUUGGAAAUGACACAAAGAAAACUUUGUCUACCUUAGAACAUGGUUGUGCAAAGACAGUGUUGUUUAGCAUGAGCUCUUUCUACCAGACAGUUGCUGAAUAUCUACAGAAACACCUACCACUUCAGAGCAAUCUGAUGAAAGGAGUUUAGUGUCUUCAUCCUGAAGUUUAAGAUCAGGAGGCAGCCCAAAAGUAUUUGAAAAUACUGUGCAACUCUUUGCCGUUGAUCUCAGAUCAGAAGGUGUCUGCUAUAAUGGAUGAGUGGAAAUUGUACAGAGCUGAAGAGAUUCCCACAUCAGUUCUAUAUGAUAAAGAAGAAAACCUGAAAAGGAUUGAUUCAUACUGGGACUAUGUGAUUAGCACUAAAACCAAAGCCGGUGCUCUGAAGUGUCCACAUUUGACGAAGGUGGUACAGACAUGCCUGCACAUGGAAACGCGGAUGUGGAAAGGAGUUUGUCCAUCAACAAAAAGAUAUUAACUCCAGAAAAAACCUGUCUCUCGGAGGAGUCACUGAAUGGCUUGAAAAUGUCUAGAGAUGUAGUAAGCAUGUUUGGCAAGGUGGCAGAUGUGCCUGUUACAAAGGAACUGCUGUCAUCAGUAAGAAAGGCUCAUAAGAAAUAUACAGAAAGAAAAGAGGCAGAAAAAAUGGGGACCUUGAUGAAAGAGAGAAGAAUAGAAGAGGACAAACUAAACAGACAAAAAGAGAAAGAAUCACAUGAGAAAGAACUGGCGAAAAAGAGAAAGAUACGUGAAGAAGAGAAGGAUCUCAAAACAAAGGAAAGGAUUUACAUGAAGACUUGCAGAGAGCAAAUGAGAUCUUUGAAGAAGCCAAUGAAAGACUGGCUGCAGCCAUUAAGGCAAAGGACUUCAAGGAACUGAACAUUGCUCAGUCUGUACUAGAAGUGGCUAAAGGAAACAUUAAAAAGAUGACAGAGUCAAUUGAAACAUGCAAAUAUAAAAGAGAUGAAAUAGCAAGAAAGAGAAAGAGGAUGAUAGAUGACUGCCUAUCAAAGCAAAAUACUGCAUUGGAUAAGGGCCAAUAGAAUAGUUUGAGUGGGCUUAUAGUGCUUGCUUUGUUGAUGUAUGUUAAUAUUCAGCUGAUUGCUUCUGGAGUUCACAAAUACAUAUAUAAUUAUGCAUGUAGGUGUGUAUUCAUAUGCCUCUUGUGUUUUGAAUCAGUUACUUUACCUUUUAUUAACAACUAACAUUCUCUUGUGUUUAACCAUUUCCAUUUUAUACAUGUGUACUGUAUAGAUCUGCAUUAGCAUUAGUGCUCUAAUCAUUGUAAAUAAUCUGGCUUACUAACUCACUGUACUGAAUAUAGUCCUUUACUUGUAGCUUGUAACCACAAUGACAUAC
Molecule: messenger RNA, 2602 nt
Organism: Dreissena polymorpha
Lineage: Eukaryota; Metazoa; Mollusca; Bivalvia; Myida; Dreissenidae
Exons: 2
Coding region: 1661-2122 (153 amino acids)
Source: RefSeq, a predicted model, not a curated record